UUUACGUGUUUUGUGGAUUAAAUGUUUGAAACAGCUACUACCUGAUAUUUUUCAUACGUUUAUUUUGAUUCUGUGAACCUAACUGAUGAUGAAAUGUCUAAUUAACAGAUUAAAGGGCAAACUUAAGGUAAUUCGUGAAUGACCGCUAAAUAGUGUCAGUUGUUUUUUUGUAACAGUAUUUUGUGGAUUUAUUUAUUUAUUUGUUUUUUCAUUGAUGUUUAAAAUACCUGUGAAAACAUUACAUUAGAAUAGGAGUGAUAACUCUGUUUCAACUUAUGACAUGUUAUCAUGCAACUUUAUCAUUUUCAAGACAUCGUUCAAGUAACCUUUAUACUACUAUUAUCUGAAAUGGUACCAGUCUGCUUUUCGAAAGAAAUACAUCUUCCUAAACUAAUUCUUAUUUCUAUGGAUGGCUUUAGGUACAAUUAUCUAGACAAGCUUCCUCUCGAUAAGAUAACUAAUUUCACUUACCUAAUUAAAAAUGGUGUGAAAGCCAAGUUUAUCAAAAACGUAUUUCCAACUGUUACAUACCCGAAUCACAUGACGAUAGCUACUGGUCUAUAUCCUGAAAGCCAUGGUGUUGUAGACAAUGUAUUUUGGGACCCAUACUUAGAAGAUAAAUUUGACAUAGGACAUUUUAGACAAAACUUUGAAUCAAAAUGGUUCGACAGCGGUGGUGAACCUAUAUGGGUCACCAAUCAGAACGCAGGAUCGCAUAGGGAUAGUGGCGUCAUAUGGUGGCCAACUGGUGUCGCAGCAAUCAAAUCAUACAUGCCACGGGUAAUGCCGGCAGAUGAAUUUAAUGAAACUGUUUCAGACUGGAAAGUAAGAGUUGAUACUUUAAUCAGAUGGUUUAGAAAUGAUAAAGAAAAUAUCAGACCAAUAAAUUUAGGAAUAUUGCAUUUUUCUGAUCCCGAUCUCACUGCGCAUAAAUAUGGUCCAGAUAAUGCGGAUGGUACUAUCACAGAUGAAGUACAACGAAUAAUCUUUAAACUUGAUGAUACAUUGGGAUAUCUUAAGCAUACAUUGGUGGAAUCAAAUCUUUGGGAGGAAAUAAAUUUGAUAGUAACCGCUGACCAUGGACAUACGAAUCUCCUUUCCCUGAAAGUUGGUCAGAUUAAUUUAGAUGAUUAUAAUAUAGAUCCAAAGUCUUAUACAACAGUUAGCGGUGUACACAAUGUAUUUACCUUGGAACCAACUGAAGGUACAGACUUAGAUAAAUUACACAGGAAUUUAAGUGCAAUACCAAAGAUAUAUGUCUACAGAAAAUGUGAUAAAUAUAUGAGUCGGGUACAUUAUUGCAAUAACAGAAGGAUAAUGAAAUUCAUCUUGGAAGCAAAAGAGGGGCAUUUCAUUGGAAACACUAAAAGUUUAAGUCUACUUAAAAAUAUUUCUAAAGGCUCGCAUGGCUAUGAUCAAAACAAAGUACCGAAUAUGCGACCCUUUUUCAUUGGUUUUGGACAAGCUUUUAAGAAAGGGAUUGUGUCAGAGCCAUUUGAGUCGGUUGAUAUUUAUCCACUUAUGUGUCAUAUACUUGGAAUACAGCCGGCUCCAAAUAACGGAUCUUUAGAUAAUGUGCACCAUCUCUUAGACCGAGAGUUUUCAACCCAAGCGGACCAAUUCCAGUUAACAGUUAUAACAUUGGUGGUUGUUUUUGCCGUAUUGGUAUUUGGCCUUUUCUUCGUAGGUGCUUUGCGACAACACAAGCACCCUAACAGAAAAACAACCGAUCUAACUGUUGGAUUGUCUCCCUUGCUUGCUGAUGACAAAGAUGGCGAAGAGAGCAAUGAGGAGCUUUUAUAGAAACAACGAACAGCUGUAACAGAAGUAUUAGUCAUGACGUCCAGACGAAUAAAAUGGUCAACUGUAAUGCUUUACAAUAAAAUAAGACUUAUACUUAAGACUUUUUUGUUACAAAAUCAAGAUAUAUAAUGACACAAGGGCUUCAUACACAUUCUCUUAUCUUUAAAAUUGUAGGUAUUUCGUUCAUGAGAUGAAGAUGAUGUUUUCGCUUUUAAUUGGAAAAUGUUUUUUGAAUAAAACCUCAACUUUUACCGAUAUGUUAGUUUAGAUUAUGUCUCAAAAUACAUAUUUUGGUCUUUAUUGAGAUGGAAAAAAGGUGACUACUUUCAUCGAUUUUUUUUCUUAAAAGAACAACCAUUCGACCUGAGUUAUAGCAUGCGUAAAAAUGGAACUUGCUGAAGACUAUAUACAAUAAAGCAUGAAUUAAAUUAAGGAUAUGAUCCCAUUUACACUUUUGUUAAAAGUGUAGUUAUUUUGUAGAACACUGCCUAUUUCGUUAUACAAUGAAAUUACACACUUGUAGUUUAUUAUCAGUCCAAGAGGAGAAGCACACAUGCACUAAACAUUUUAACUAGAACGGUAGACAAUUCCUUCUCUGCAAUUGUGAACCACACUGCACACGCGAAAAUGUGAAAAGCUUUAUAAAAACAGUAAACUUGAGCAUAUAUGUGAUGAUAUUUUACACAGACAUGAUUAUUUUUCACCUUAGUCAUGAACCGUAAAAUGUUUUAAUGAAUAAACAGGAGAUAUUGGGUAUAGGUGGCACGGUAGUAUUUCCUGGCCCAUAGGGAUAAUGGUAGCCUUUUUAGAAUUUUCAACACUUUCUAACACUGCAAAAAAUUCUACAUUCACAGUUAACUGAAGUACUUUCAUUUUACUAUUCAGAAAGGAAUUUGAAUAUGUAUCAUGACCGUUUACUUUUUUUGCUAUUUUUGAAAACCUAAGGCCACUAGUACUUUUAGGUCUUUUAUGGUGCAGUGAAUAAAAAAUUUAAAAAAAUUCUCAAAAAUUCAUUUUCAUCUGUAUGUAAAACUAUUUCAUAUUUUUCUACACCUGAUUCAUCCCUCAGUUUGGGAAAGUAUAUUCAGUUGAUACUGUAUUUUUUUGUCCAAUCACACUGUUUAGAUACAUUAACCUAAGUAGGGUACACACAAGAGCAACCUAAAUUCUGGAAUGCAAAUACUACCCGUAACCGUGCCACCUAUAAGACCUUUUCAACAACUCUCGACACCGACAAAUGACACCUACAGUUUACAGGUACAUUUGAGGGGUCGUCUCAAAGACAAAAACAUCAUGAUUAUCAUAUACACUGUCUUUAACCUAUAGCUACAGAAGGUAUAUAAAACAAACAACAAUGAUAAAUAUAUUUCUCUCUGUCAUAUACUAUUCGUAUUGUAUGUAUUUACACCACAUUUGACGUGGAAUUGAUUAAAAUGUUGAUUGGCUUUCUCUUCAAUUUUUGAUAAUGCGAGUCUUCCAUCAAAGAUUGUGCCGCAUGACAAUAACGAUUUAAAUGUUUUUGUAAAAUUUUUAAUGAAUUGUCAAAAUA
Molecule: messenger RNA, 3352 nt
Organism: Mytilus trossulus (common blue mussel)
Lineage: Eukaryota; Metazoa; Mollusca; Bivalvia; Mytilida; Mytilidae
Product: ectonucleotide pyrophosphatase/phosphodiesterase family member 5-like
Exons: 4
Coding region: 289-1803 (504 amino acids)
Source: RefSeq, a predicted model, not a curated record